AUGUCUCAGCAAACUUCCCUCCACAUUGCCCUCGACUCGGGCGCCCCUGCAGGUAGCACGGACUUCACUACCCUCGUCAUGAUCCAUGGGUACAACUGCCCUGGAGGCAUGUUCGCGAAGCUCGUCCCACUCGCGCACAAGCACAACUCGCGCGUCGUUUUCGUCAACCGGCGCGACUACCCUGGCGCGAAGCCCUACGAUGCCGCCGAGCUUGCCGUGCUCAAGGAGGCUGCCGCUGUCGUAUCCGCGGACCCAGCCAAGGCGCAUUCUCUUCUCGCCCCAUUCAUGAAGGAGCGCGCCCGCGAGGUGUUCGACCUCCUCGCGCACAUCGUGGAGGAGGGCAACAUCACGCUCCCGCAGAAGGAGAAGAACACCGGCGGGAUCAUCGUCGGGGGCUGGUCGUUCGGCACCGCAUGGAUGACCGCGCUGCUCGCGCACGUCGCCGACUUCUCCGCCGGCAGCCCCGUCGCAGUCGACGCCUACGUGCGCCGGGUCAUUCUCCAUGACGGUUCCUACCCCAUCCUGGGCUACCCCUCUCCCGACAGCCCCGACAACUACAACCCGACCCUGGACCCCGCCUUCUUCGACCUCUCCACGGACCCGACGGUCGCCCUGCGCUGGGUGAGCGGCUACUUCGCGCACGGCGACACCGAGGCCACCCUGCAGAAGCGCGUGCCGCUGGACACGCCCACGCCCACGCUCCUCACACUCACCCCCGAGGAGACUGCGAGCGCUCUGUGCGUCACCCCCGGGCUGCCGGGGGGCUCCGACCAGCUGCUCUUCAACACGGGCGUCGACUGCGGGCUGUUCACCGCGCUGCGCGAGGCGGCGCUCGCGACGCCCUCGGACGCGCGCGGGUGGCCGGCGGUCGAGGUGCGCUACGUGUGGUGCGAGGCGUCGGUGUGGGAGAUGGUGUGGUGCGCGUGGAGCAUACGGAAGGAGAUGGAGGAGAAGGUGGCGGGGAUGCGCGAGGUGCGCAUCUUGCGUCUCCCGAAGGCAAACCACUUUGUGCACUGGGACGAGCCUGAGCGCUCUUUGAAGGUGUUCUUGGCUGGGGAGGAUGUAUCGGAGAUGUGA
Messenger RNA from Epithele typhae, 1077 nucleotides. RefSeq lists its product as uncharacterized. The transcript is spliced from 4 exons. The record is from RefSeq and is a predicted model, not a curated record. The coding region runs from base 1 to 1077 and encodes 358 amino acids. Lineage: Eukaryota; Fungi; Basidiomycota; Agaricomycetes; Polyporales; Epitheliaceae.